AUGGAGCUGAUACUAAACAGCCUCAUUUCUGAUGAUUUAACAGAGGAACAAAAACGGUUAAGUCUUGAUUUCCUACAGGAUAUCCUACAAUCUAACACGAAAGACUAUGAAAGUUAUUUUUCAUCUAGGGCUGUUCCUGGUAGCAUAACUGAAGACAUAGCAGAAAUUGAUGCUGAAUUAUCUGCCCUUGAUAGAAAGAUAAGGAAAACACUACUAGAUAAUACGUCUCAGAUUAUCGGAAAUAUUCUUGAAAACGAUGAUAGGGCUCAAUUGGAUGAUAUAGCCAAGUCUUUGGAGCAAUUAUGGGAAUUGGAUACUAAUAUUAAUAAGGCAGCCGAUCGAAACGUUACAAAUGACGAUAUAAACAAUGAAAGCGUUUCUAUUGAUGACUUUUUGGAAGACGAUAAAGAAGACAACGACACAGGUCGCAUCAUGACGACUGAGAGUAACAAUCUGGCAAGAAAGAAGAAGGAGGAUGAGUUUCACAAGGCAUUAAGUAGGUUAAGAAACAGAAUUUCAACUAAAGAAGAUGACAAGGACGACAUUAGAUCUGACACAUUAGUCACUGUACUAGAAAAUUUGGAUAGCAUUACGGAUUUGAUGGAACUACCAUUUUUGGCCCGCACAUGUAUCAGAACAGGUCAUUACCAGGAGGCCGUCAUGCUAUACACACACACUACUUCCCUGAGGUCAAGAUUCCCUGGUUCAACCAUUGUGGAUGAAGUUUGCGAAAAAGUUUUAAACGAAAUUAGUACUACCAUGUUAUCCGGGCUGGUAAAAUUACUGUCUACUAAUGUAUCAGUAAACUCACUAAAGAAAAUACUACAGUACUUGAAUUCAAUUCCACCAUUUGAUGGAAAGACUAAUAAAUCAUUAUUAAGUGUGUUUUUAGCCAUGAGAUACAAAUUCAUUACCGAUGAAAUAGCAUCAUAUCCUUUGGACGUUGAGUCUUCUAAUGAAUCUUUAAUUGAAAUGAUGGUUAAGAGGAAAAUUGAAGUCCUCAGGGAACAUGUCUACAUGUCCUUGAAUGUCUUUCUGAAAAGCUUCUUGUAUGAUACAAAUGACUUAGAGAUUCCUUUCCCAGAGGAACUAGAAAGUACUGUGCUAAGGAUAAAUGGGACUAACGAAGAGAAAGAAAUUGAAGAAAAGGAGAAAGAAACAAAGAAGGAAGAAUAUCAAAAACAAGAUAGCGUAGCGAACAAUGAAGAAGAUGUGACAGAAAAUAAAUCGAUAGAAGAUGUACAAGAGGAAGUACAAGGCAAAGUGGAAGGCGAAGAUGAUGGAGCAGAAAGGAAAACAGAAAAUGAGAUAGAAAAUGAAACAGUAAACAAAACAGAAGACAAGGCUGAAAAAGAAAAAGAGGAAGAAGUAAAUACCAAAGAUAACAAGGCAGAAAAAGAGGAAGAAGAAAUUAAUAAGGUUGAGGUGACCCCAGAAGAGCCAAGCAAAAGCAUAGAUAACAAGGCAGAAAAAGAAGAAGAAGAAAUUAAUAAGGUUGAAGUGACCCCAGAGGAGCCAAGCAAAAAGAUUCGGACUUCAAAAAGGGAAAACAAAAUACCUACAAAUGCAGUCAUGUUGCAAUUCGUUGAUAAGUGCAUAACAUACGUAUUAAAAGACCUCACUCGUGGGUUAAAUAGCAUCAAGCUGAGUGACUCCGUUUGCCUGCAGUUGGUGUACUGUUCAUUCCGUCUUUGCGACCUGAAUCGAAACUACCACCACCUCUUCCUAAAAAAAAUCAAUGACACUAGCUUGUUUACGACCGAGCAGCUCGCCCGGGCAAUUGACAAGAGAGCAGAACUGGCCUCUAAAUAUAUAUACUCCUAG
This is a messenger RNA of Saccharomyces cerevisiae S288C, 1824 nucleotides long. RefSeq names its product Golgi transport complex subunit COG8 (gene COG8). NCBI's taxonomy places the organism in Eukaryota, Fungi, Ascomycota, Saccharomycetes, Saccharomycetales, Saccharomycetaceae. The coding region runs from base 1 to 1824 and encodes 607 amino acids. The record is from RefSeq and is marked reviewed. The transcript has a single exon. Gene Ontology annotation, cellular component: COG complex; Golgi membrane.